CAUAGGUUUGAUGAUACUAGCAUCUGUUGGUUGGUUUAUUAUUUUUUUGAAGAGUGAAAGAAACACAUAGUGGUGCCCUCAGUUACAUUGAUAAAAUUUGACUAUAUUUAAUCAAGAACGAUAGAAGACAAGAUUACGACAGGCGUUUACAGUUAGUUAUUUUGAGUUUUGAGUUCCUGUUGAGUGACAAGUUUCACGACCACGAACACGCGAGCAGAACAAAAUUGCACUGUGGUACAAAACAAUAAAACCAAAUCAAAGAGCUGAAGUCAAGUGCUUAAUUAUUGUUUAAAAUUCUAAGUGAAAAAUAUAUUUACUCGUUAAAAUGAAGUGUGUAGUACCUGGAUGUAUGUAUAUAUAAAUGAUGACGUAGUGCAGAGGGUUCAAACCAAAACAAACAAUCGAAGUGAUCGGUAGUGCUUUACUAUUUUAUAAAAAAUAAGUGAAAAAUAUACGAUUUUUUAGGUUGACGAAUAUUUUAAAAUAUUUAUUUACGAUUUAUUAAUUAUUUUUUAGUAUAUAUUAUUUAGUAUUUACAUAUUUUUAACUAAAGUGAUAUUGUAUCUAUUUCAUGUUCAAUUUGUUUCACUGUACAUAGCAUUUCCGUUUUCCAUUUGACAUUUCUUCUGUUGCCUAUUCCCAUUCGUUGGUCGUGAACGCUCAGCCUGUCGUAAUCUUGUCAUCUAUCAUUCUUGAUAUUUAAUAUUUUGUGCAGAUCCUGGGUUCCAAAAUGGUAUAACCACAAAGUUGCUACGAGAGUAUAAUAGUUUUGUUCACAUAAUACGCCUGACAGACGGCAAAAGUAAUUCGGAUUAACUGCGCUUUUAAUCAGUUCCAAUUUUGUGGGUGACAGACGGCAGCAAAGCGAGUUAUAAACUCUCAUAAACAGCUGAUUGUCAUAAUUAUAAUAUUUUCAGAGUGAUACAGUGAAACAAUAAAAAUGGAAAGACGGCGAAUAUUAAGGUUGUUAGCAGUCCAAAUGGUUCAAAACCACUUUUUAAUACAAAAACAAUUAAAUACACUACUUCUAAAACUCCAUCGGAAUAGGAGAUUCAUUAAUGAAAUGCAACAAACGAUAGUACAAACUAGUAAUGCAGUGGCGAUUUUCCAGACACGCCAAAGAAGGGCAUGGAAAUUUGAACGCAAUGGCACUUUUUGAGAGUACGAUGUGGCAAAGAUGGACGACAUGAGGUUUAAGGAAAAUUUUCGCCUAAACAAAAAAGCUUUUAUAAAACUUUGCCAAAAAGUUAAGGAAAUAGAAAAGGAAAACAAUAACAUGAGACUUUGCAUUCCUGUUGAAAAAAGAGUGGCUAUUGCCUUAUAUGCAUUAGGUUCGUCUGCAGAAUAUCGAACUGUUGCCAGUUUAUUUGGCGUAGGACGCACUACAGUUGGAGAAAUUGUACUGGACUUUUUACACAAUUUUUUAAAAAUUGAAAAUGAUGACAUGCCUUCUUCGUGGAUUCAAGAUACAGCAGGAAGAACCAAAGAAAAUCAACCACGUCACACCACAAGAGUUGGGGAAAAUGAUGUAACAGCAUCGGCAAUUAGAAAUGCAAUAUCUUUGAGUUUUGUUGACGACGGUAUUGGUGGAGAUGAUGGUGAUGGCGAUGACAACGAAGGUGAUGGCGACGGUAGAGAAGGUGAUGGCGACGGUAGAGAAGGUGAUGACGACGGUACAGAAGGUGAUGACUACGGUAGCGAAGGCGAUGGAGACGGUAGUGGAGGUGAUGGAGACGCCAACAUGAACGUUGGUGACGACACCACACAUGACGGAGCUGGCAGUGCAGAGGUUGCGGAUGGUUGCUGA
Messenger RNA from Zeugodacus cucurbitae (melon fly), 1807 nucleotides. Its product is annotated as prostatic spermine-binding protein-like. The record is from RefSeq and is a predicted model, not a curated record. The transcript has 3 exons. Lineage: Eukaryota; Metazoa; Arthropoda; Insecta; Diptera; Tephritidae. The coding region runs from base 1178 to 1807 and encodes 209 amino acids.